Molecule: messenger RNA, 10816 nt
Organism: Anopheles funestus (African malaria mosquito)
Lineage: Eukaryota; Metazoa; Arthropoda; Insecta; Diptera; Culicidae
Gene: tai
Product: neurogenic protein mastermind
Exons: 16
Coding region: 1299-7295 (1998 amino acids)
Biological process (GO): cellular response to hormone stimulus; positive regulation of transcription by RNA polymerase II
Cellular component (GO): nucleus
Molecular function (GO): protein dimerization activity; nuclear receptor binding
Source: RefSeq, a predicted model, not a curated record
CAUCCUCGAGAUGUGUGUUGACUUUGGAUUCAAUGGAAUUCCACGUGUGAUUCAUACACUAGUCAACUUAGCAAGGUUAUGUGCUCCAUAAUGACUAGCUUCCUUCAAUCCAUUGCUAGCAUCGUAGUUGGUUCCCUUGACGAAACGACCAAACUCCAUGUUUGGAGAAUUUCGCUUGUAAUGCAGAUGCUUUGUUGUGCCCUCAACGCUGUGCUGCAUUAAUUCGAGCCCAUUGUGAAGCAUCGCAAUUCGGGAGGCUGUGCACCCUCUCCCAUUCGGACAAUCGGUUUUAUGAUGUCAUACAAGAAUAAUUGUGUACAUUACAACCCCAUCAAUGUUGUGCUUUACUUCAUUUAAACAAAGAGCACACCCAACAAGGUGGUGAACAUCAAAGUCGUGAAGGAGGAAUUAUAAACGCACGGCCGUAGAACAAUAGUGACUCGCCUAGUUGCUCACCAGGCUUUUGCUUACAUAGACGAUAAGGGGUCUUAAAUAGAUUUAAGCGCUCAUUAAGUCAGCUACUAAUAUUUUAAAUGAGUUUCGCACAAAGUUACAUCACAAUUUUUUUUUUCCUCAAAGUUAACCAAAAAAGCUCUCCAACAUGUAUUAAAAGAGCUAAUCAAAAAGUCUUACAUAUUAAACGGUUAGCCGUUUAGCACUUCGCUUCUAAUUUAAUGCACGUUUCAAUGGUUUAAUGUAUUGAAAUAGUGCUUUGCUUCCCUUCGAAAAAACCGAUUCUAGCUCACGCAGCCAAAAACGUGAUUAGUCUGGUUAAACAAUAAUUCAUUUCUAUCCGAAUUUGCCACACAGUCCAUGAUGCCUUUACCUUAUGCCUGAAAUAGAGCUUGUAUCAUCGUGCACCGCAAUGAAAGGAAGAACCUUCACCGGCAACCGGGUAUGGGCAAAAUUACCUCUCUCUACUACCGGGAGCGGAUGAAACAAGUGACGAAAGACGAAAGUCUUGUUUGAGGAACGGAAGGAAAGAAACUUGAACCGCCCGUAAACUGAUAACAUACCUUAGGGUGUAAUAAAUAAAUCGAAUAAACCGCACGGUCCACGAGCUCAGUUGUUUGCCGUGGGUGGACCUGUGUCCACUAGCGUUUCUUCGCCAGUCAGCAAGAGAUCCGCUUUUUCCUCCGUCCACAGUGGAGUGUUGUCGGUUGUUUAUGUAGUGAUGAAUUGAUUCAAUUUUGUGUGUUCCAACAAAGUGCCGUUUUUGUUCGUGGAGGGGUGUUCUACAUAUCCCUAGAAGAUUUUUCACUUCCCAAAAUAUAGUGAAAAAUAAAAACGAAUAAGAGAUGAAUCGUCAGUGUAGGGCUGCGAGUGUUACGACAGUUCCAGCGAGCUAUAGGCUUGGCCCAUGUGAACUACCACUGCCGGACCAGUGGCUUGUGCAUACACAAUUGUCGCAGUCAACGCAAUCGUCUCAAGCAUCGUUCUACUCCACAUCGCAAACCGGUGGCCAAAGUUUGGGUGGACUGGGUGGACUGUCAGCCUCAACACUGCCGAUACAACAACAUUCCUCCAGUGCCCAGCAGCCAUCGACACAGUUGCAGAACCAAAUCAACGUGCCGCAAACAGCAGCCGCGACAGCUACACCGGGAGCAGCUCCAGCAUCACAACUGCAGAGUCAGUCAAAAAUAAUGAAUGUCGUCGUACCAUCCGUGGCCUGUCCGCCUACUGCAUCGAAAAAGAUUCGCCGCAAACCAGACGCGAAGCAGCCACAGUCACAGAUCAACAAGUGCAACAACGAGAAACGUCGCCGAGAGCUAGAAAAUGAGUACAUUGAACAACUUGGCGAGUUUCUGCAGAUUAAGCGGGAUAUGACCGCUUGCAAACCAGACAAAGCGGCGAUACUAAGUGAAGUUGUACGAACGUUUCGUUCUAUGCUAGAGCAAGGAAACCCGAAUCUAACUGGUUCGCGGUGUUCCAAAUGCUCGCCGGAUUGUUCUGCUUCCUGCAAACUGCACCCGGUGCAACAGGGAGAAGUGUCAUCCACUGAACCGCCACUACCGGAACCGUCGGUAAACGGCCACUCGCCGGAAAAGUCAGCCUACUUCGAGGCAGUGCAACAUUACAUCUCGAACGUCGGCUGGGCCCUACUGGAGAUCAACUCGGAGGGUGUGAUCGAAUGUGCCACGGAGAACGUCCGCGACGUACUGCAUUACUCGCGCACGGAGCUCCACGGACAGUCUAUAUAUUCGUACCUGCAUACUGGUGAUCAUUCAAAGCUGAGUCCUAUUUUAAAUAAGAAUUCGUUUGAGCUAAACUGGGAUCAAAAUGAAAUGUUCUAUCAGACGCCAAAGCGUACCAUACGUACUAAAAUUCGUUGGUUACUGAGGGCGCCAGAAGGAGCAAACGAAACGAUCGAGCAGAAGCAGCAGCGCUUGGAAAAGUACAAGGAUCUGCUCAUCAUCUCUGCUCCUGUGAAGGAUGAUACGGAGGAAUCGUCUUCGGUGCUUUGUCUAAUUACACUACCCGAGGACGAACAGGCAACCAUAGAAACUACCACCAUGCCACAAACGCUGGACGAACAGCUAACGUUAAAGCUGGAUACUAGUGGUAACAUUAUAAAUUAUAACUCAUCGACGCUAAGGAAACAGUUUGCAGGAAAUCUUACCAAAGAAACUAUUCGGUCAAUCUACGACAUAUGCCACUAUCAGGAUCGGCCACGAUUGAACGAGCAUCUCAGCAAUGUGCGCUCGUCCAACGGAACCCCCCACGAACUGACCUACCGUUUGCGUCUUGGGGGACCAGAUGUAUACGUGCACGUGAAGACCCAAUCGAAACUGUUCCGUAGCACAAAACCAAACGAAUCAGACUUCAUAAUGGCCAUCUGUACCGUGCUGACGGAAAAUGAAGUCGCCAUGCUCUCGUCAGAUGGCGGUAGCGGUGGAGGAAUGGUGAUGGGAGGAAGUGGCAGCAGUGGUGGCCUUAGUGCGGCAAUGAGCGGCAGCAACAUUAACAAUAACAACGGCAACGGCAGUAGCAGUAAUCCUACCUCAUCCUCAACCAUGGGGCUGCUAAUGCCAAGCACGAGCAGCUCGGUGACAGGAGGCGGCCUAAACGGUGCCAACGACGUCGUAGCUCGUCACAUGGCCCAAAUCACACAGGGAGUUAGUAAUAUGGGUGGACCGCUAAUGUCGAGCGUGCUUAAUGGGAGUAGUACCGGUACCGGUGGCAGCAGUUCAAGCACCUCGAGUAUGCUCGGCGGUGGAGGAUCGACUGUAGGUGGCAUGACCGGAGGAAAUAUGAGUGUGUCCGGUGGCAUGGGUGGUCCUGGAGGAGGCACACCGGGAUCGGGAGGUUCCGGGCUGGGUGCCAGCGGUGGCAUGGUUGCAGGUGGCAAUACCGGCAUGGGUCCGGCCGCCUCGUUAAGCUCGAUUGUAUCACCGCGCAGUAAUCCCAACUCAUCUUCGCUGCUAUGCGCUCCAUCCUCCGACAAUAGUAACUUCUUUAACACGGACUUUGAGCUCGAAUUUCCACAUUCCACGUUCGACAUGGAGUCGGUUGGUGUUGGGUGGGACUCGCGACCCGACUCCCGCACCAGCGUUACUCCGGUCAGCACCCCUCGACCUCCGUCCGUCAGUGCGUACAGUCCAGCGGCCGCACCAAUGUGUGCGUCGCCGAUGACGCCGUACUACUCAGGCAGUACGAUGGGCGGGAUGCCUUCACCUUCAAACAACAAUGGUGCAGCGGGAGGCAGCAGUAGUGGCGGGGGCCUCAUCAAUCCCAGCUUAUCUUUGAACAAUAACAACAACAAUAAUAGUAAUACCAAUAACAACAACACUGGGACACCGUUCGGUACGAACGCGUUUCAGUUUCCGUUCGACGACAGUAAGGAUAAGCUGCAGGAUAUGCAGUCGCAACAACAGCAACACCAUCACCCGCACAUGUCGCCAAUGCAGCAGCAUCCGUCUACGAUGCCAUCGCAACAGAUGGUUCAACGACAGCCGCAGCACCCACAGCAACAUCACCAGCAGCAUCUACAGCAGCAUCUUCAGCAACAACAAACGCAGCCACCAUCGAAUACGCACGAUUCCGAGCGAUUACGGAAUCUGCUUACAACCAAACGACCUCACUCAAAUGCCUCAUCCUCAUCCGGUUUGGAUAUGGACCAUGACCAUCGGAAUCCGAAUCGAAUUUUAAAGGGUUUGCUAAAUUCCGAAGAAGAUAAGGAUAGUAAUGGCAAUAAAAUAAAUACCGCAUCUCUUUCACAACGUAUACCUCAGUCAGUUAGAACCCCAGCGCAGGGUAGUAAUAAUGGUGGUGGUGGUGUGAGUGGGCUGGGAUUAACAACCCGCGCGGGAAAUGAGAAUAAUAAAGCCAGUAGCAAUAAUAUGCUAUUACAGCUGCUCAACGACAAAAGUGACGACGACGAAAGUGACGCCCGCAACCGACAAGGUCCGAGCGAACUUCUUAAGCAGCUGCAAAAGGUUAAAGAUGAGCCGAAGGAGCAUAAUCCGCCGCCAUUGAACAACGAAGAACUUAUCCAGAUGUUACGGGUACAAAGUAAUGAUCGCAAGCGACCUUCGACCGAGCCGGACGAAGGCGCCGCGGUAAAGCGAACGGAUAACAGGCCGUCGAAGUUGCGGGAGCGCAAUAAGAUGCUUGCCUCAUUGCUGGCCAAUCCGGCCAAAGCACCAAUGCCAAUGCAAACCGCAAUGCCGUUCAACCGCAUCAUCCCGGACAUACCAAACUCGGGGCUGGCUCGUCAACUUGCGAACGUGUCGAGUUCAACGGCGCCGAAUCAGACACUGAAUAAUAACAAUCUAACCACUAGCAACAAUAAUUUAAAACAAGUACAACAGCUGAACCAAAUGCGCCUGCAGCAACAGCAGCAGCAGCAAAUGCGCAAAUCAGCUAUGCCUUCUCAAUCGCAGCAACCUCCAACAUCCUCCGAUAUCUACCUCAACCAUCAGCAGCAGCAGCACCAUCAUCAACACCCCCAAACGCACCCACAGCACCUGCAACAGCAGCAACAACAUCAUUCGCAGCAUCCGCAACAACAGCACCACACGCAGCAGCAGGCAUCGAUGAUGCAGCAACAGCAGCAAAUGCUAGCCGCCCAGCGGCAGCAAAAUUUCUCACCCGCAAUCCAGGACUCCGGUAUUGGUUCGGCUGGGAGCGGUACGUUUGCAACAUCGACAUCCGCCACAUCGACGCAACUCGUUUCUGAGUGGGAUCCGGAGCUCAACGACAUACUUAAUCACGUGAUUGAGAUUGCACCGGAGGGCGACUUUGCCGAAAGUGAACUCAACAGUAUCUUAGGCUUAAGUCCAAUCGAAUCGUCUACAUCCUCGGUUGUACCGUCGUCACAGUCGAGCCAACCAGAUAUACACGAAAAGUUGGCAAUAAAUGCAAUUCAAAAAUCGUUAAUGCAGUACGAAAACGUUAGCUCGCCAUUGCAACCACAGCCCCAGCCACAGUUCAGCGGUAGUCCACCUGCCUAUCCAAUGCUUGCAAUGGGUGGCGGAGGGAACAACGGUGCUGUUUCGGGUGGCGGCAGCGGUGGUCCCGGUAUGGGUCCUGGUGGCCCAACCGGCAGUGGACCCGGUGUCGGUUCCGGUAGCGGAGGUCCUGGCGGUACGGGUAGCGGUGGUACGGGUGGUCCAGGUUUGAAUCCUGGUAGCAGUUUGCAACAGCAAUCGUCACAAGCGGGGCCAAACCAGAACUUCACACCUCCUCCAGUGUACACGCAGCGGAUGCGAAUACCACAGGGUCAGCUUGGUAACAACAGUCCCGUGGUACCGCCGAACUUGCUUGCGAUGCAAAAGCUGCAGCAUCAAAACCGAGACCGUAUGUUGCAGGAGCAACAGCGAACGCGAUUGCUACAGCAGCAGCAGAAACAGCAGAUGGUUGUUACGGUGAACCCGACCGCCAACUCAGACCUUGGUCCUCCUAACGUUACACUGACACGUGCGAAUAAUGUGCCGGAUUCGCAGCUUAGUCCCGGAUUUUCCCCAAGCCUGAUGCAGCAACAGCUGAGUCCAAGUCAAAGGACGCAACUUAGUCCGCAACAAGCAGGAUUCCAAGGCAAUCCGUUCAACAACAAUCCAGGCCAUCGUCUAUCUCCUCAGUUACAACAGAUGGUGUCCGGUUUUGGUAAUGCGGGUGGUAAUGUAAAUCAACAACUAUCACCGCGCCAACCACCGUACGGUAGCGGAGUUGGGGGUCAAACGGUCAACCAGCCGAAUGUGGUCGUUCCCGGACAAUCACCGCAGCAGCAGCAGCAGCAGCAGCAGCAACAACAACAGCAGCAACAACAGCAGCAACAACAGUGGCAACAGAACGCAAACGCAAGGCUAUCUAUUCAGCAGCAAAAUCCUAUGCUGAAUGCUCAGCUUUCGUCUGUUGGCGGAUUUAAUCCUGCACCGAAUCGACAGUUUGUCGGCCCACCUCAAAGACAGCGAAGUACGCUGAACAGUCCUGGUACGCCGCGACAGCAAAAUGCGUUCGGUGGCUCAAUGGUGGACGGUGGCGGGUUUCCAGGUCCACCGAGCCCCUCGCCAGUUGGCGUAUCCCCACCAAACUUUGCCAAUCCCGUCUAUGCCAACCAGCAGAUGAGGCUCCAGCGGCAAGGCAGUGUGCCUCCGCAAUCAACUCAACACUUGCCAGCUGUUUUCGCAGGAUCGCCCCGUUCCGCGUACGGUGGACAUGGGCCUGGUCCGGAUGGCACCGGUUAUGGUAUGAUGUUCGGCAAUGCAGCAGCAAUGCAGCAGCACACGGCGACCUCACCAGGCGAUUUCUUCAAUCGCAGUCAAACUGGUCUCAACGGUGGUAUUAUCGGUGGUGGCAAUAGUAUUGGUGGCGGCAGCGUCGGAAACGGACACGGUGGCAAUGGUCUGGGACUUAGCAAUGGUACAAAUUCGAACGGCCAAAGCCUAAACCAUUCGGAACUGGUACGGCAGGAGCUGCGCGCCAUUGUUAGUGGGCGGGCGCAACGUCCACCAACGCACAGCCCGAUGGGACUGUCGCCACUUGGUGGAAUGCCGCUGCAAAGCUGUAGCGAGGGUAACGGUGUUGGUAGUAAUGGUGGUCUCAAUGUCGUCUCCACCGUGGGCAGUAGCAACGGUGGUUGCGCCUCAAUCUCCAACACAUCAUCGGUAAUGCUGAGUGGUAUCGGUGGUGGUAGUAAUCUGGGUGGAGGAAGCACACGAACAUCCUUGUCGGAUGCCGGAACGUCCGGACCGAUGCUUCACAGCGGUAACUCUUCCACUGGCCUAGAUCCAUCGAUGCUGUUCAAUUUUCAUCUCACCCAGAAAGAGUUUUUCGGAGGAAACACGAGCCGGUGACCCGAGAAAUUCAUCCCUUCUUCUGCAAAAACUUCUAUCGGAUUGAAGUAAACCCGACCCGGGGGGGAGAGACUAUGGACAGCAGCACCUCCUUCAUUUGCAACACUAACCCCGGAUCCUGCCGUAACAGCCAGGGGCGAAACUAGCUAUAAGCUAGUAAAUGUGCAAAUGUAAUGCUUUAAACACUGGGAAAAGACAACAGCGGCGAACGAAUGUGGAGUGACGACAAGGUCGUCAUUUUCGUAGCCGCCCACCAACAUCGUGCAUUCGGAGAUUGUGAUUGUGAGGGGCAGCAGCGCAGGCGGUGACCUAACACUGCACACGUGCAUAUUUGAUAGAUUGUUAAAAUGUGUGCACACCCACUAGAGGAAGAAGAGAAAGAAUACAUAAACUUACCUUGCAAGUGUACUGAAAAGGCUCAUCCGAUGCAGCAGUAGCAGGCGGAACUCGGAAAUGCGCUAAUCAACGCGCAUCCACGUUACGCCGCAUUGUGCCGUGGAGAGCGAAAGCAACAAAUGAUACAACCGAUUUGUGAUUUGAUGUUGAAAACAAAAAUAAAAUUAAAAUAUAAACCGAACGAUCGUGUGUGUGUGUGUGUGUGAGUGUAUAAAGCUGAGCAGCAGCGCACGAAACAGGAGAUGCAUGUGAUGUGCAUGUAAAAAAAACAAAAACAUACAAAGUAGAACAAAGAAUGGGAAAGGCGGAUUAUAUGGUAGUGAGAGAGUACGAUGAUGGAAUAGUUACGAGUAAUUGCUAUCGUAUUGUAGAGUAAAAAAACCCAUACUGUACAUAAUAACCCGUGUAUUGUGUUACACAGAAGCGUUAAGUUAAGGAAACAGUCAUGUGAAAAGAUGAAACCCGGUUAAUGUUUUGUAGUGGAACAUGUUGCUACGUUCGCUUCAUGGACAUAUUGGCGUGAAACAAAAUGAAAAAAAGUGAUCAUAAUAACAUUUGUUGAUGAAAGGUAACAACACAACACAAGAGUAUAAACGUGGUAAUAAUAAUGAAUGGAAAUAUAAAUACCUCUAACUUUAGUUCAAAGUAAACAUUACAAAACAAGAAGAAGCUUAAUACGGAAUGUUACACUCUUGGAAGAACACAAUAACACGCCACGCCACAUGUAUAAAACAAAAGUAAGCUAAUGUUGAUCAAGCAAACAACACACUAUCGGCUGUUUUGUGGCUAAAUGGUUUAAACCAACAAAAUAUGCCUCCCAGCAGCGAUAGCAGAUAAUAAUCGAAACCAAAAUAUUGUAGCAAACACAAACGAAACGAUUCAGCGUACGAUUAGGAAGCAACAAAGAGACACCGAUAUCCUCAAGAAGAAAAAAAAAUGAGUUUGAUGAAGGAAAAUGAGUAACGCCGUAAAUGAACCAAACCAUGGAAAAACUUACUCCCACACACACACCCUCUCUCUCUCUCUCUUCAACAAUCCAUAAUUAAUCGGUUUCGAUGGUACGAAGCGGAGCAAUAGUAAUAACCGCAUCAAAACAAAAAGCAAAGGACUGGUAAAGAAAAAUUGCAAAAAGGGCAAACAAAAAUGGUGACCAAAACAGUGGUGCUUUGAAAGGGCAAAACAGCAGCAAAACAAUACAUACAACACUUACCAACACACCACAGACCGGUGAAAGAAGACAAAAGUUCGUGUACUGUGAUAAUUUCUACUAUUUUUUCGAUACCACGAACCUUCUUGGUACCGGUGUUACAUACAUAUACAUAUAGGUAUUGUUUAUUAUUGUUUUUAAACUUUCACACGUUGUCCGCCAUGGUCCGUGUGAAGGGUGUGUAACCCAUUACGUACGGUAACAAAGGCAAACCAUCUUGACUGCUUUGGCAUUUCCCAAAUGUCCGUUUGUUUUGUUUUCUCUUUCCUUUAUUUUGUUAGCAACUGUUUAAAGUUUUGUAAACUCCCCAAAAUGCUGUGCUGUCAUUCUGUUUUGUUUGUUGAAUCGGUAUGAUAAUCGAACACACAUUUAUAUUACUUAAGUGCUAACCAUUUACCGACCAACAGUUGUAACCCUACCCUCUACAGUGUUUGUCAUUAAAUGCAACACUGCUCUUUCCUUGUGCAUAGAUACAGUGUUGUAUCAGGAAGAGAAAACUAACAUCCUUUUCACAUGCUUAUGACAGCGUAAAGUAUUGCAGUUAGGGGAAAGCCUUACAACAGCUUAUUGAAGAUGAAGGUAACAAUGCAACCUAAACACAUCUUAAAACCAUGUACAUAGGUUAGCAUGAGAUUUACAAUGAAAGAGAGAGCAAACUCAGAAUUGUCUUGCAGGUUAUAAUCGUUGCAUGAACACGCAUAUAGUGAUCGUUGUGUAUAUAUGUUUUGAGCUGUAAAGUUGUACAAGUUUUUACUUUUUUUAUGGUUAUUAUCUACAAAAUGGAUUUUUCUUCCUUUAUUGCUCUAUUUUUUGUUCGUUAUAGUUCGGGUUGGAAAUGGCAAAGCUUAACAUAAUAGGAUAAGGCAACUACAUCAACAAACCUCACACAAAAAAAAACACUUCCCCACAAAGUUACACUCAAUGAACUUCUCCGUUUUUCGUUUUAAUCCGUUUCGGUGUCGAUCGGUAGCAUCUUUUUGUUUCGUUUUUAUAUUAUUUUCUGUUAUUUUAUCCUGUGUCAUCCUGGUAUUGAUAAUUUAAGCAAGUUCCGUUACAAUAGUAUCCUUAAUUUCGCAAACACCGGUAAUUUGUUUUAUGUUUAUUUCCUGUUUUACAUUGGUAGCUUCGGUACACUGUACAUAUAUAUAUUAUUUUGAAACACCGGUACGAAUGGCUUUGUUACACAAUUCGAGAAAUCCAAAGUUGUUUUAUUCUGUUGCAUUGGUUAAUUAUCUUCUUCAUUCCUUACUGUUUUCCCCACAACACCUUUCAUUGAUUUUUUUAUGUCUUUUUAAACUGGAACGACACCCGAUACCGAAAAUAAAAGUACACAGAGACCGAUUGAAAGCCAAUCUGGAUCACUACAAUUACGAUUAUUAGCUUCACUACAGCUGUAAUAUUAUUAUUAUUAUUAUUAUUGUCAUAAUUAUUAUUAUUAUUAAUAAUAUUAUUAUUUUCUAUAAAAUACAUUAUUAUAAUUAUUAUUAAUAUUAUUAUUGCUAUUCAAUUAUACGAUUUACACGUUGAGGUUAGUUUUAUUCUUUGUGUUUUAUGAAAUGGAGGAAAGAAUGAGGUAAACAUUGUUUUGUGAAGGUUAAACAAACAAACAAAUGAAAGUUAAAUUUGUACGAAGCAACAAACCAUGGGAUAAAUUAUUACAAGCGAGGAAAUGUUGUGUACGUUAUCGUAAAAAAAUUAAAUAAAUUUGAAGAAACUGAAAAUGAAAAUAAACAACAAAAAACAUCCACACAUACACAAAGGUAUUGGGAAAUUAAUUCGAAUGUCUGCAAAAAGGACUGGAAGUUGGAGAACUAUGAAAAACAGUUUGGAAAUACAGGAAAGAAUAACGAAACCGAAUGGUGGGGAGAAUAUUAUGAUUUGUUAUCAAUUAUUGAAUAAUAAAAACAAAACAAUUUAA